Messenger RNA from Anopheles merus, 11193 nucleotides. RefSeq names its product tensin-1 (gene by). Gene Ontology annotation, molecular function: protein binding. The coding region runs from base 1414 to 8757 and encodes 2447 amino acids. The transcript is spliced from 23 exons. NCBI's taxonomy places the organism in Eukaryota, Metazoa, Arthropoda, Insecta, Diptera, Culicidae. The record is from RefSeq and is a predicted model, not a curated record.
CGUUGAAGCAAGUAUGGGCGGGUGAACGUCAGUUUCGCUCACGGCAAUACUCUCCGAAAGCUCGCGUACGUACUUUGCCGUGUUUAUGUUCAAUCUACCGGCCCGGUUCGGAUCCCAAUUUUCCCGAUACAUUCCCACGAAACGCUCUGUGUGGGUUGCGUAUUGCUCCUUUUGCGUGCCGAUACGUCAUAAGAUCACAUGUUUGAAGCUAACAACAUCGCGUCCGUGUGCUUUUCCCAUUAGGAAAAAUCGGUGAACGGAGUGCAAACAUAUACGAUCGAAAAUUGUAUUUCUUUUUUUUGUGCUGUGUUCGGCCCUGUUUGUUAUUGUGCGCUUUCGAGCCCCUGUCGAUACUUUAUGCUCAUCCGUAGACCGGUAAACCGUCAAGGUCGCGACCAAACCAAUGCGUGUGCGCAUUUUGAAAGGAGACAAAAAGACCGGUAAAGUGUUGUAAAUUUUAAAUUUUCGGUAACGUCCUUCAGAGAUCACACAACGCAUCUCCGUCUUGUGCGGAAAAUCAGUCUCCAUUUAAUGGCCAACGCCGGGCGGGGGGAGUGAGCGCGCCUCCGGCAGCGGAACGCUUUCGGUUGCUUCGAUUCGAUUGUGUUGAUUCAUGGUGGCCGGAUGAAGGGGGAGAGCAGCACGGGGAGGGGGAGGGGUUGGUUUUUCCACAAAACAAAUCAUUACUGCCAUCGUGACAGUGCUUUACUUUAAUUAGUGUAAUGUUCAUGCAUGGUUUCAAAAGUGAAUGUUCAAUGUGCACGUGUGUAUGUGUGUUGUUUGUCUCUUAUUUGCGUAAGCUUCUUUUGAGCAGGUUUGAAAGGUUUUCGGUGUGCUUCAAUUUAACUCAACCAAUCAUCAUCUCCAGCUUGUGUAAGAAGCGAAACGAAUUAUGAUUAAAUCUACUCAUCUUUACAAAGUGCUUGUGUUUGUGUACUAACUACAUCGGUGUUUGCGAACGAAUGAACGGAUUAUACGCGACACAGGAAUGCGGAGCAGCGACAACGAUCGAUCAUCUUAGCGAUUAAAAAAAAUAAGAAGUUCGAUGGCCCCAAGAGCAUGGCACGAAAUUCAAGGAUGCAGCGCAAAUAGAACAUUUACCAGCAACACCUCACCACAAUAUCCUGCUGUCGCAAUGAAAGUGACAGUGAAAUGUGAAACUCAAUACACGCCGUAAAGAAUCAUCUGCGGGAGAAAGGAGCGAACAGCUCUAGACAAUGAAACGACACAAACGCUCCUGUCGGCAUGUGCAUUCGGAAAAGACUUGUACCGCAUUGUGUCAGUUUGUGUUCUUAUUGUUCCGUGCAAACCCAUAUAACAUUCUCUGUGAAAGUGAGCCGCUCUAGCUGGGAGUGAGCUGUGCGAGUGUGUGAGCGUAAUCAGGACAGUGGCAACCCUUCCACCCACCGUAAGAUGCCGUGGGGUUGCCUCUGUUCCAAGGAGAAAAAACGGCCCCAAAUCAGCAGUCCGAUACUGAACCCGGAGGAUACCCAGAAGCUCCAGUUACUUCCCGCCGUUAGACGUCCGCUGCUAUCGGACGCGGAGAAACUCGAGCAACGGUUGCUGGCCCCGAACCGGAACGCCGACUUUGACAACGAGAGCAGCGAGGAGACGCAGCCUCCGAACGAUGCCGGCCGUGAUAGACUCCAGCAGCAGCUGCUCCAAAAAUCGCGCCUCAAGUCCUCGAAUCUCAAGAGCACGACCUACACCCGCAACACCGAAAACGACAAGCUAACGCGCCACCUGAACACGGUCAAGUUUAGCUUCGACGAGCCCGUUCCCCAAAAGCCGGACAAUGUCACGGCGGAGGGCGCACCGAAGCCUCAGCGGAAGCUGUCCGACCGUGGCGAGCCACCUCCAAAGCCGGACCGCCGCAUAACGACCACCACGCAGCAGAUUGUGGUGAAGCUGCCGGAAAUGGUGGCAAACGUGUCGCUGGAACAGCAGCAAAGCGGCGCCGGCAGGGAUGAGAUCGAUUGCAAUGGAAAUGGGAACUAUGAUGUCGUGGUGCCGUCGAUAAACGUCUGUGACGACGGUGGUGUCCAGAGCGACGGCAAAGCGGCUGCACCGGUUGACGAGAACAAGAACGAAAUCAUAGCGCCGGGCAGCAGCGAGGGCAGCAUACCGUUCAUUGACGAAGAUCCGUCGCAGAUACUGAGACAGCUGAAUGCCAAUCCCCAGCGAGGUCAAAAUUUCCAUGACGCUCGUAUCAUUACGCUCACACCAAAGAAUGUCGGAUCGGAGGCGACGCGAGCGACGGCGGCCGCGGUGGCCAGCGACCAGGUGCACCGGGAGGCACAGCUGCGCCUGCUGGCGGACACGAAAAAGUUUACCCGUUUUCUGGUGGAACCACCGCCGGUGGCGAGUGUUGAGGCGGUAAAGUUUACGCACAUUUUCCAGAUUCUGCCACCGUCGUACGAUCGGUUGUGUCAGCAGUGCCACAGGGCGCUCCAUCUGGACAUUGGAUUGCGCUGCGUGGUGUGCGAUUUCACCUGCCAUCAGCAGUGCGUGCGACUAGAAAAGGUAAAACUGGUUACGCUGCCUAUUUCAGCGCAAUUCAAAAAUGGCCGGGAAGAGGAACAGCAAACAAUCAACAAGUACAACUCGCUACCACUGCAUACGACCAACGCCCAGCAGCAGCAGCAACAGCCCAGGCCAACCACAAACCUGAACCAUGUAAAUAACAACCAUUACCAUAAUUAUUCGCUUCAACCGUACUACAACCGGCAGCAGCAGCAGCAGCAUCAGCAGCAGCAACAGCAACUACAGCAUCACUCGUAUCCUGUCGCACGAAUCGACGAGGAACCGGCGGCCCAAUCGCUCCGGCUAAACUACGUGACGGAGCGGAUUCUCGCGUCAACGUUACCGGCCCGGCGGCUUCAGAAUGGCUCGUCGUCACCGCACGCCCCGAACGGCACGCCGCCCGUCGACGAGCACGAGCGCGAACUCAUCAACAUGCUGGAACAGAAGCAUAAGCAGAACUACCGGAUACUGGAUCUGGAGGCGCGUCUCGUCAACAUCACGCUCGAGAAGCUGUGCGAGCUGUGCAAAUACAUCGAUUCCUGGCUGGGCAGCGGGAAGGAAAAGAUUGUCGUUCUACAGGACAGGGAAGAUAAACAUCGGCUCGGGACGGCGAUCGCAGCGUACCUGCAGUAUCAAAAAAUCUGCGGCUCGAACAUUCCGCAAGCUAGCGGCCAGUCGAAGAAUUCCCUUUCGCCCGGCGGUACCGACAAUGGGCGGCGGACGCCCACCUGGCUCGAUCUGGACAUCUACUCGAUGCAAAAGUUUCUGGAAACGGUCGCCGGUCCAUUGCGCAUUCCUUCCCACAGGAGAUACAUUCAAUACUUCUCCGGGCUGCUGUCGGGUGUGAUCAAGUUGAAUUCGUCCUCCUUCUUCCUGAAAGCGAUACGGGUCGAAUCGCCGCCAUGUUUGCACUACCGUGCCAUAACCGUCAACAGCGAGUGGCGCAGCUUCAUCAAGAUCUUCGAGGGCGUCCGGUGUCUGUUCACGUCCGACAUCUACGUCAUACCGAUCACAACGCGGCACUUCAUCUACGAGAUCAAGCAUCCGCUGCGGUUGCGCGGCGACAUCCUGGUCCGCUGCUACCAGAUCAUACCAAAUAACAACAAGGCGACGUACGAGAAGGAGCUGAUCGCGUCCGUGCAAUUUCACACAUGUGCCAUAACCGAAAAGGAAGUACAAUUCACCAAGGGAGAUGUAGACUUCGCGUGCGAAGACGAGCGUUUCUCCGCCGAGCACAGGAUGACGUUCUGCUUCGACACCGUGCCGAACGAGCGGCCGAUGAUACUAGUGUUCCAGGAUCCGCUCGUGCGCAUAGAGCCGAUCGCGGAGAACGGUGAUCUGCUGGAAACGAUCAAUGAAGAUGAGUCCGGCCAUACGCAGGGUCCGCUGGAUGGAUCGCUGUACGCGACGAUACUGAAGAGCCCCAAGUCGCCGACGGCAACGACGCACCUCAUCUCGCCGCCGGCCGAGUUCAGCAACGGCAGCGGCAAGUCGUUGCUGCUGCUGAACGGCAACGGUCCACCGCCCCCGGUGCCGGAGCGUUCCAAGACGCCGAACUCGAUCUAUCUCAGCCAGAACGGGACGCCCCGCAGUACGCCGGUACCGUUUGCGCUGGCACCGCCACCCGCCGCCAGCCCAGCGUUCGGGGACAGGAGUGUAAGGGCCGUGUCGGGUGCUAGCAAUAGUGUCAGCGUGAACAGCAGCUACAGCUCGUACCAGAGCGCCAGUCCGGGUGUCGCCAGCGUACCCGAUGGUGGCAGUCCCGGAGCGACACUAGCGACGCCCGGCGGUACGAAAGCGAGACCACCGUCCGCUCAGCAGGUCGAUGGCCGCGAGUCGGUGCGCAGUCCGCUGACGGUGUCCAUGGACUCGGGCAUCUCGAGCAGUGGCCCAGUUAAUCGUCGCGUACAGGGAUCCAGCGUUUCGCCGUCAAGUUUUCCGAGCCCCCAAGCUAGUCCGCAAGAUGAUCGCCACCGGGAGCUGGACGACCUGCUGUCCGAUAUGAUGCUCACCGUGCAGGGCAUCCCGGACGUUGGCCAAAAAGCAGACCAAACAGACCAUCAUCAAUCGCAGCAGCCGCAGCAGCAACAGCAGCAGCAACUACAGCAGCAUCAACAUCAUCAUCACCACCAUCAUCAUCAUCAUCAGAAUCCCAACGAUCACUUUGUCAACACGAACACCGACACGAUCAAGCGCUCGCACUCAGCCCAGCUGCCGCAGCGCGAGGACGCCCGCUCGCGUACCCCACUCACAGCCGUGAGUGACUACUCGCCCGCCACGGCGGCGGCGGCGGCGGCCGCGGCCGCAAAGGAGCGCGAGCUGCUCAUGUACGAAACGUCCAGCACGACGACCACGCUCACGCCACCGCCGAGCGAGAGUGGCCGCGAGACGCCACUGCUGAGUGGCCCGUCGUACGCAGCAGCAGCAGCGGGCACGAUUCGCGAACGCGAGCUGCAAAAUAUAAAUAACAAUAAUCUGACGCCAGCCGAGCGCGAGCUGAUCAUGAGCGUGCAGCGCCACCAGCAUCAGUCGCUUGCGUAUCCUCGGCCAGCGCGGUCGACCACGGGAGCAUCGGAACGGUUCACCUCGGACGACGACGACGAUCUGCUGGUGCACGGCGGAACCGGCUCUGUUGCCCAGAUCCCGUACCACGCGCGGGAAGACUCGCGCCCGUUCACGUACGGCAACAUACCGGCGACCGGGACGCCGCAGCAGCCGCCGGCCGCCACCAUGCUCAAGAUGCAGUCGGGCCUGUCCAGCCCGUCGAUGGUGCGGAAGGCGCUCGGGACGCCGACGGCGUCCCGCAAGACCGCCGGCACCCUGCCCCGCAACGACUUCGAGGAGAUGUUGCGCGAACGGCGCGAAAAAGUGCUCAGUGAAAAGUACACCAUCGGCGAUCAGUCGCCCGGUGGUGGCAUGAUGGUCAGUGACACCAUCAACAACAACAACAGCAGCAGCGGUGGAGAUGGCCGAUGGACCUACCAGCAGCAUCACACGGUGAAAACGGUCACAACGCAGGGCGGCGGCGGCGCUGGGACUCCGAACGGCUACCCGGCCCACGAACCGCUGAAGCGCUCCAACACGAUGGACGGCAGCUUCGGACGCCAGUUCUCCAACGAAGGAAUAUCCGGCCAGUCGUGGCUCCAGUUACAGCAGCAAAAGCUAAGGGCACGCCGGGAGCAGCAGCGGCGGGAACAUUCGAAUAGUUUUAGUUACAACUACGGCAGUCCGGCCUUCCCGACAGUCGGCGAGAAUGCGUACAGCACGACGCACCGUCGCAGCCAAACACUGUCGCCGGUGCGGAACGAGCGGAACUAUCACACGCUUACCACGACCCGGACCCACUCGAUGGAGCGGCCGUUUGUGGCGGUACAGCGAGCGCACGACAACGCCAAGCUCCAGACAAUUGGGAAUGCACCACUCUCCAUCUUGAAUGCCUCACCGCACGGUCACAUUGCACAAGCCCAAACAGCACCUUCAUCCUCCACACCAUCGCCAUCGGCGGUGUCGUCCCCGUCGCCGGUACCGCCGGCCAACGGCAACACCACUACCACCAGCAGCAGCAGCAGCACCAACAACACAUCGGUAUCGAUCACCCAUCAUCAUCAGACGGUUAAUGGAGGCGGUAGCCCGGUCAAUGGUCACGCAACGCCCCAGCCGCAGCAUCGGCACGUCAACGGCAAUGGCGCACAUUAUCAGCAGCAGCAACAACAACUUAACAACAGCCUGAACGGCAGCAGCGGACUAUUGUCCCUUGCCGAGCAGGACCACUCGACUCCGAAACACGGACAGGUUCGAUUGGAGUCCGAACAGAUCAUAUUCAGUAACAUACACAGUCUGAACAAUCUCGCUAACUGCGAAAAGCUCAAUAACCUGCUAAACGAAAUAACCAACAGUGCGGCGGCGGUCGCGUCCGUUGCGUCGCCCGAGCCGAUGCCGCUGCAGGGGACCGCCACCGGUGGCCCGGACGCAUGCAAUACUAGCCCUAACACUACUACCUCCAGUGUAACUACCACCAGCUCCUCCUCGUCUGCUUCCUCCAUGUCCACUAGCAAUCAUAGUGCAGGUCACAUUAAUCAAACGCAUCAUCUAAUCGAUACGCCGUACCAUGAACAUCAUCAUCAUCAUCCACCAACGCCGAACGCUCACCGACGUCACCAAAAUGGCUGCCACCGUAAUGGCGAGCAGGAACCGAUGGAGCUGUCCUCCUCGCCGGAGGGUAGCGUCGAUGAGAAGCCACCACCACCACCACCGUCGUCCACCAAUGGUGAGCGACUGCGUAAUGGGCACUCGAGCUCCUCCACCUCCUCCGACAGUGCGAUUGGUGGCCAUGGGCAGCUGGCCCUCGAUAAGCUGCUCGCCUCCCUGGCGCUCGAAAGCGACGUUACGGAAGAGCAUCUGGCCAAGAUUGAAGGACGCGCCGCCGCCAACGGGGUGCUGUGCUAUGCCGAGCAGCGGCGGCCCACCUUCCAUCCGUCGGCCGAGCUGUCGGACGUGCUGGCCAAUCUGGCCGAGUACGAUCUGAGCGAAACGCAGCAGCGCAAUGGCAACCACCUGCUGUACCACUAUCAGCAGCAGCAGCAGCAGCACCAGAACAACGCCUCCUCGUCCUCGUCGUCGGGUGAUACUACCACGACCAACGGUAACUAUCGGCUGUAUCCAACCCACGGCUCGGAGCUGGCGAACGUUGGUGGAGGCUUCAACACGCUAAGCAAUGGUGGUAGUAGUAGUAGUCAACACCAACGUAGUGCGAGUCGCUCGAGCAGUAACGACGCAGCCGCUGCACAGCAGCAACAGCAGUCACAAAACAGCUCGCCGAACGUACAGCAGCAGCAGCAGCAGCAACUCCAUCACCACCACCACCACCACCAUCAUCCCCAUCAUUCGUUACUAAUGAAUAACCACGUGCGACGAAUCGCGUCCGAAACCGACAGCACCAUCUCAUCCAUUUCGCCUAGCUUGUCCGAACGCAGCAAUGCGAUCUCUUGGUGCGAUCAGGCUCGAGAAGAAUCCUUCUCGUCGUACCGCUCGGAAACGGAGCCGGACAACUCACCGAUGGGUGGAUCACCGCGGCCAGAAACGCCGGCCUUCCCUGUCACGCCACGCACACCGUACGGGCUGAGCAAUGGUACCUCCAGUCCCGCUCUGCCACCCAAGAGUCCGACAUCACAACGAUAUAACUCUGCCUGGUCGCUACGAAGCCAGAAAUCCAGCGUAUCAACGUACGACGUGAGCAAGGACCUGUUCAGUGGCAACCAGCAGCGGACCCAGGAGCUCGUCAACCAGAACGAAACCCUCUCCUGCUACACGUCGCGCCGCAACUCGACCACCUCGAACGCGAACAGCGAACCGCAGGAGGUGGCCCCCCAGUUCGUGAAGUUUGCCCGCGACUCCUCCAAGUACUGGUACAAGCCGAACAUUAGCCGGGAGGAAGCGAUCGCCCUGCUGCGCAAUGCGGCCCCGGGCACGUUCAUCGUGCGCGAUUCGACCACCUUCGCCAACGCGUACGGUUUGGUGGUGAAGGUGAACCAUCCGCCGCCGGGCGUCCAGUACACCGGCCCGAACAGUGAGGAGCUGGUGCGCCACUUUCUGGUCGAGCCGACGAUCCGGGGCGUCCGGUUGAAGGGCUGCGCCAACGAGCCCGUCUUCACCUCACUGUCGGCGCUGGUGUACCAGCAUUCGAUUACGCCGCUAGCCCUACCGUGCCGGUUGAUCAUCCCCGAUAUGGACCUUCAACAGAUGGAGCAUCAGACACCGGCGCAGCAGCAGUUACUACAGCAGGGUGCAGCCUGUAACGUGCUGUACUUGUUCACCUGCGACACAGAGUCACUUACAGGACCUCAAGCAAUAAGGAAGGCGGUCAGUUCGUUGCUUGCACUACGGCCUCUUCCCAAACCGACGCAAGUGCACUUCAAGGCCUCGUUGCAGGGUAUCACACUGACAGACAACACGCGACAAUUGUUCUUUAGGCGACACUACCCAUCAAACAAUGUGUCAUUCUGUGCGCUCGAUCCGGACGAUCGUCGAUGGAGCAUCCAGUCGACUACGGGAGAUAUUCCCGCUUCCAAACGUAUGUUCGCGUUCGUCGCCAAGCGGUCACCCUCGUCGGCCGACAAUCAGUGUCACGUGUUCUGCGAGCUGGAACCAACGCAACCGGCGGCGGCCAUCAUCCAGUUUGCCAACAAGGUGCUCAGCGGUACCAGUCAACAGCCUGCAGUUACCAGAGCAAUCUGAGCAGAAUGAGCAAGCAUAUAUUCCGGGAUGUACGCCCGAGGCACAAUUAUACAGAGCCGCUAACGCAUGCACACAGCAUCCACUGUCGUCGUAUGGAAAACAAUACAACAGAGAAAGCGUACAGAACAGUGGAAAAGCGUAUUGUUGUACUAAUAAAACUUAAACAAACCCGCAAGGAUCGAACAUGCACGAAGCGCGCAUUAAUUAAAUCACGGCAGGAUGUAAACGUUUUAACACUGCACACCCGUUGUGGUACACGACGGCACACGCAUAUACGUGCACAGGCGAAUGAGCCGGAUACUAAAACAACCAUACUUAACACGGUGUUUUGAACGUGUGCCACGUGGCGCGCCCAUUGUUACUCACGACACACAACAACAGCAACAAAAAAGAACAACCGCCAACUACCAUUUUAUUGUGUAAUUGUGUAAUUAUUACUUACUAUAAUUUAGCCAUACGCGUAGGGCAGCAUCCAUGUAACCCCGUCAUCUCACCCAGUCUCUCCCCCAUUAGUUUCGCUGUGUAUGUGUUAAACGAUAGCAAACGCCCUACACUAACAGACUAUCUCCCACAUGGUUGUAUACACUACUUCUUUGCUGUCCUUUUCCGUUGCGUUUCCUUCGUGAGAACGAAAAAAAAACAAUAAUAAUAAUAGUUAAACAAAUUGUUAGCCUUUUGUACAGUGGAGUGCUUUCGUGAGAGCCACACGCCAACUACUAAUACACGCGUUGUUUUAGAUAGUGUGUAGUGGGUGCGAUAAUCUGAAAUAUAGUAACGAAGAAAUCAAACCAACUCCCCCACUUUGAGCGUAUGAUAAUGAAGGUAAACCACACAAUAACAUCUUUAAAUAUCGCCCGAGCAAAGCUUUUUGUUUGCUCCCCCUGGCAGGGACGCGGUUCGAUGUUUUUCUUUUCUGCUUUUUGUGUUCCAUCGUCCAUCCGAACGCACCUUUUGCUCUAGUUAUUCGAAUGUACACAGCGCCUUAAACUAAUACAACAAGCACAUAACACACAUCAUGCUACUACUACUACUAGCACCAGCGCUCAUUAACAACGAAUCGAACGUUAUUUCGGUCGGUCCUCUCCUUUUGGCCUUUGGUAGAGUCCAGCGCACAAAGCUUUGAUCAUACGUUUCACUUUAAGUGUUUUUCAUUUGUCCCAUUGCUUAUCACACGCCUUUCCCGUGGCAAAAUUCUAUUUCGACUUUUCUUUAAGAAACAUUUGUUUAUCCUUUUAAAAGCGAUAAAUUGACAGAUUAUUUUAAAAUUCUGAACGUACACGAUGAUCGUUGUAUGAUUUUUUUUCGCUUUGCGUGCUUUCGCUGGCAAAGGUAGGAAAAAGAAGGACAGAUAACUUUUAGAACAAACGAACGACUAAGUGCUUAUCGUAUGAACGCGUAAGUAGCUUAUUUACGAUCACACUUAAUGAUGAUAAAAACGAAGCAAAACUGAACCGAAAGCAUCUAACACACUCGGAACUGUAUCAUGCAUCUGAUGGUAAAAGCGUGUAGAUGGAAGGAAACAAAAGCAGAUCACGAAACCCGCGUGCCUCAUCGCUAACGAAACACAUGCAGCAAAUAAGCAAAAAAAGUGUACGUUGAACCAGUGAGAUUAGUGAGAGACAGUAACACAGCAAUAUAUUUAUGUCGACAACACAGCAACAACAGGUACUAAAAUAAACAAAGCGUCAAGCAAUAAGGUUACAACUUAACACAACCUCACGUGUAGAGAAGGGUUUGAAUCUUUUUGUACUAAGCACGGAACAUAACAACAGUCACAAAAGCUACAAGUAAGUUACGAGAUCAUGCAAAAGGUUUCUAAAACGGUACUAAAAACAGAAACAAACGAAAUAAUAUUAAAAAGAAAAACAAUCCCAUUACACCCACAGCAAGUGGCAAUUGGAGGAAAAAGCAAACAAAAAAACACACAUACACCACUAGUCGUUGUUUAUAGGAAGUGUAAGGAAAUCAGAAGCAAUAGGUAACGCAGCUCUCGUGCGCCUGCAAGUAUAAUACAACGUAACACGCACAACGCAACAAAAAUCGUUCUACACGUUUUGUUAUUAUACAGUUAAAAAAGCAUGAAAAAUCUAUUAUGUUUUGUUUCUCCAUUCUCCUUCUAUUGGUAGCUUUCCCGUGGCCGCUCUCGCACGCAUAGCACAGAAGCUUUAGGGGCGGCUAACUAGGAGCACACUUAGAGCUUUCUUAAAUUAUUUCUAAUGUAAUCAAACUUAAAUUAUUCUAUCGCAACAGUAUGACGUGUUAUCGAUGUUUGCUGAGAGGCCUUUGCUCUGCCUCCAGGAGCGCGCAAUUUGCGACAAAACCCCAACAAACCAUUAUUAACACAUUCAAACAUGCAUGAUUCGAUUAAUACUGUAAUUGUAUAUAGGUACAGUGAUUUUCAUGAAAUAAUAAACGAAACACUACGAAAAACGCAAA